Messenger RNA from Annulohypoxylon maeteangense, 1556 nucleotides. RefSeq lists its product as uncharacterized. The coding region runs from base 238 to 1377 and encodes 379 amino acids. The transcript has 3 exons. NCBI's taxonomy places the organism in Eukaryota, Fungi, Ascomycota, Sordariomycetes, Xylariales, Hypoxylaceae. The record is from RefSeq and is a predicted model, not a curated record.
CAAAUGUCUAACUCCGAGACAUACGACGAUCCCAUCCCAUCUCACAUCCCAGAAAGCAGCUGCUAAUCGACUUCCCGUGUCAUCUCGCUUUCGUUUCCCCAUUCAGGUUGCGACUCCCCAUUCUCACAUGCCCAUCCAUCCAUUCGUUCAUAAAGAUGCUUGCACCUGCCCCGGCAACUUUCUUUUAUCUCCACCGGACCCUGCUGUAACUCAUAUACACCCCUCGGCUCACACAUAAUGUUGCGCCGCUUUCAUAUCCUCCUCCUCGCCUGCCUGUGGGCAGCGGCGGUCCUCGCUGACUAUGCCAAGCAGCAACGUGGCGCCGGAGACCCCACACAGCCCGUGGGCACGAACCCGAUCGUCAAGUUCGAGACGGUGUACCUGGGGCAGCAGAAUGCAAACAACAGUUGCAGUCACCGGGACCUAGGAUUCACAGGCGAGCUACAGGGGAAAUGGUACGCGCUCUUCGGCGAUACGCUGUGGUGCGCGGAGCCCCUAACCGACCCGAGCAAGGACAACACUAGCGAGUUCCACGGUAUGGUGCGCGACUCGUUAUCUCUGACCACGAAUGACCCGCUCGUGGUCGUGGACUUGCAUCUUAAUGACGAUAGUCCGGUCCGCCAUCAAAAGCAAUUCGUCCCGUUCAACGCUUCCUGGGGCGAGGAUAAUACCUACGGGUUCGGGGGCACGAGUAUUUUCGAGACGGCCAACGGAGCCGGCGGUAUAUUUUAUCUUGUCAACGCCAACGACGCCGGCCUCAAAGGCGCCGGCAUAGCCAAAAUCGAGCUCGUAUCCGGCGUCCCAACGGUAACCAAACGCUUCGGCGUCUCAGGGUACUGGUGGCCGUCCCCCAGCACUCCCCGCUACGGCGACGUAGCCGCGUUCCGGGACCCGCGGUCGGAGUACGUGUACGCAUGGGGCGGGGCGCCGACAUCGAUCACCGACACCACGGACGCGCAGUACGUGUACCUGCUCCGCGUGAAAGCCGCCGACGCUUAUGAAUUGAGUAAGUACGAGUACUGGUGGGGUGAAGCGGCGGGGGGUUGGAAGACGGGGAGGCCGCUGACGGAGUUUGGGGUAAGGAAUGCGGUGAUGUGGUUUGUGGGCCAGGGACAGUUUGUGUGGAGUGCGUUUUGGGGGGUUUAUGUUUUUGUGCAUUUGGGUCCUGGAAGCGGUGAUGUCCUACUUCGAACCGCGACGUCGCUUGAAGGCCCGUGGACCCCGGAUGUGAAGGUGUAUACCGCGACGCCUAUCGAUGGUGGUCUGACGUAUGCGGGUGUUGCUCACCCGUAUCUUGAUGCUAGUGGGAAGACGCUGACGAUUUCGUUUACGAAUAAUAAUCAUAUCGAGGUGAUUAAGGUUACGUUUUCAAAAUAGGGUGAAGGGGUUGGGCAAGGAAAAUCCUACUUAGGUCACAAAAGGGAUAAUAAAUAAGGGAUCUAACGGGUCGUGUUCAUCACCCACUUGGGGAGGGGGUGUUCCGGAUGCAAUCUUGAUUUCGUUGACAUUUAUACAGGAGGAUGUUCUUCUAGUGAUACAUAGUAACGGUUGACUUA